Messenger RNA from Quercus robur (English oak), 3626 nucleotides. RefSeq names its product disease resistance protein RPM1-like. Gene Ontology annotation, biological process: defense response to other organism. NCBI's taxonomy places the organism in Eukaryota, Viridiplantae, Streptophyta, Magnoliopsida, Fagales, Fagaceae. Gene Ontology annotation, molecular function: ADP binding. Bases 410 to 2416 code for a protein of 668 amino acids. The transcript is spliced from 2 exons. The record is from RefSeq and is a predicted model, not a curated record.
AGUAGUUGCCCUAUACAUUAAACAAUUCAUGAACUAGUGGCAAAUUACCAAACAUGGAUCAAUAUUUCAUUUUGGAACUUGAUCUGGUCAACUGAACAGCUUCCAAACCUGCUUCUAUUUUCAACCUUACCCCUUCAUUUUUGAGGUUGUAUAUUCAACCCAUUCGAAAACAUGAAAGUUUUCUUCCGGACUUAACACAAAAAAAUACCACCCAAAACUUUUCAGCAGACCAGAAACAAUCCCCCAAUUCCAAGCCCAGCGUUUGCAGCUAGAAAAGAUCUCAAGGUGCUGACAGUUAGUUGGUGUUGUUAAACUUCGAAGUACAAGAUCUAAACUAUAAGCCCGAUCACAGUCAAAGAUUCUUCGAAGAGAAAAACCAAACGGUUAAAUUGUUAAGAAGAGACACGAUAUGGCAGAAACCGCGGUAUUAUUUCUCAUAGACAAAUUGAUCCCAUUACUGACCCAAGAAGCAACAUUAUUGCAAGGCAUCCAUGGAGAAGUAGCUGACAUCAAAGAUGAAUUGGAGAGCAUUCAGUCUUUCCUCAAGGAUGCAGAUGCAAGGGCAGCAACUGAAGAAGAAAUGAGCGAGGGUAUCAAAACCUGGGUCAAACAAGUAAGAGAAGCAGCUUUUCACAUAGAAGUUGCAAUUGACCGAUACUUGCUUCACAUGGCACAACAAUCUCAUCAGCGUGGCUUCACUGGUUUCCUCCAUAAAAUCAUUCGCUUACCAAAAUCAUUAAAACCCCGUCACAAUAUAGCCAGUGAAAUUCAGGGGUUCAAAGCAUCAGUGCAGAAAAUUAAGGAAAGAAGUGAAAAGUAUAGCUUCAAAUCAACUAGUCAAGGAUCAAGCAGUGGUGCACAGAACGUUAGGUGGAACGACCCUCGAAAGGAUUCCCUUUAUCUUGAGGAUGCAGAUGUUGUAGGCAUUGAAGCUCCUAGAGAUGAAUUGAUUAACUGGUUGGUAGAAGGACCGUCUGAUCGUAUUGUGGUUUCAGUGGUCGGAAUGGGGGGACGAGGCAAGACUACUCUUGUAAAAAAAGUCUAUGACCACCAAAUAGUAAGAGGACACUUUGACUGCCAUGCUUGGAUCUUUGUCUCUCAAUCUUACAACACAGAAGAUCUACUAAAGAGCAUAAUAAAGCAAUUUUGUGAGGCCAGAAGGGAGUUCCCAUUGCCAGGAAUUGACACAAUGGACGAACAGUCAUUGAUCAAUAUAUUAAGAGACUAUUUACGGCAAAAGAGGUAUGUGGUCGUAUUUGAUGAUGUAUGGAAAAUAGACUUUUGGGAUGAUAUAAAACAUGCUUUACUUGAUAAUCAUUUGGGUGGUAGAAUUGCAAUCACAACACGUAAUUGGGAGGUUGCUAAUUUUUGUAGAAAAUCUUCACCUAUUCAUGUUUACGAGUUGCAACCAUUGCCUCCCAAUGAGGCAUGGGAGCUUUUUUGCAAAAGGGGGUUCCAAUUUGAUUUUGGAGGACAUUGUCCCCGAGUGUUGGAGAAAUUGUCUCAUGAGCUUGUGGAAAAGUGUGAAGGAUUACCAUUAGCAAUUGUUGCUAUAGGUGGUCUUUUGUCAACCAAAGACAAAACUAUCUUGGAAUGGCAAAACUUGCAAAAUAGCCUUGGCAUUGAGUUGCAAAGAAAUCCACAUCUUUCAGCUGUCAACAAAAUUCUAUCCCUAAGUUUUGAAGACCUACCAUACAACCUUAAGUCUUGCUUCUUAUAUCUUGGUAUGUAUCCAGAGGACUACUAUAUUAAUUGCAUAAAGUUGAUUCGACAAUGGAUAGCUGAAGGCUUUGUGAAAGAAAUUGAGGGUAAAACAUUAGAAGAGGUUGGACGAGAAUAUUUGACCGAACUAAUCCAUAGAAGCUUGGUUCAAGUAACAAGGGUCGACUUUGAUGGAAAAGUUAGACUAUGCCGACUCCAUGAUCUCUUCCGUGAGAUCGUCCUCCAAAAGAUGAAGGGUUUGAGUUUUGUUCAUGUUUUAUCAAAACAAGAGUCCAAGUUUGAGGGACUAACUUGUCGUAUGGCUGUAAAUAGAGUUUCAUACAGUGUAUUGAAGCUAUUUAAGGACACACACAUUUUUUCACUUUUAUUGUUCAAUCUUGAUGAAUUGCCGAAGUCAUUUAUGCGUGAUUUUUUUGCUAAUUUCAAACUUUUGAAAGUAAUGGAUUUCGAAGAUGCUCCAUUGGAUUUCAUUCCAGAAGAUGUGGGAAGCUUAUUUCACUUAAGGUAUUUAAGUUUGAGAAAUACCAAAGUAAAAUUGCUUCCAAAAUCCAUAGGAAAGUUGCAAAAUCUAGAGACUCUAGAUUUGAAGCAAUCUCAUGUUUAUGAAAUACCAGUUGAGAUCAACAAUCUUCGUAAGUUGCGGCAUUUCAUAGCCUACAAUCGUAACUUCAAAAUAGAUUUCAGUUUGACUUAAGAAAAAGGUGUAAAGUUACAAAAGGGUAUUGGGUGCUUAAAGGACUUGCAAAAAUUGUACAUGUGGAGGCGAAUCAUGAAGGGGCAAUUGAUCUUAUUACUGAGUUGGAAAGCUUGAGACAAUUGAGGAAGCUAGGCAUGAAAAAUCUUACAAGAGAAACCGGAAGGGCUUUGUGUGCCUCUAUUGAAAAGAUGAACCACCUUGAAUCUCUAGAUGUAACCUCAAUAAGCAAAGACGAGAUAUUAGAUUUGCAAUCUAUUUCAUCUCCACCUCAAUUUCUCCAACGCCUCUACAUACAGGGGCGGUUGGACCAGUUACCUAACUGGAUUCCAAAACUUCAACAUCUAAGUAGAUUACUAAUUUGUUGGUCAAGGUUGAGUGAUGAUCCUAUGAAAGCCUUCCAAAAUCUGCCAAAUUUAUUGGAGCUCAGAAUCUUUAAUCAGUCAUACAAUGGAGAGCAAUUACAAUUUGAGAUAGGAGGGUUUCCAAAACUCAGAUUACUAUGGCUUAGGCACUUGGAUAAGUUGAAUUCAUUAUAAACGAAGGAGCAUUGCCCAUUCUUGAAAAGCUUUUGAUUGGGCCCAGUCCGCAGUUGAAGGAAGUACCCUCUGGAAUCAAACAUGUAAGAAGCCUCAAAAGCAUUGAAUUUUGGGAUAUGCCCAAAGAAUUUGAAGAAAGUUUGGAUCCUGAGCAAGGAUCAUGUCAUUGGAUCAUAGAGCAUGUACCAAUCAUUUAUCUCUGUCACAUGGUUGGCAAAGGAUAUUAUGACUUUGACACUCGCAUUCUCCAUUCCAAGCACUUGGAGAGGUCAAGAGGGCUAACAAUAAACCAUAUUGAUAAUCACAAAGACAAUAAUAGCAACAAUAUCAAUGCUUCCGUUGAGCAAGGACAAUAAUGCUCAGCUCAGAUGCCACUGGAAGACUUGCACAGAAAAACCAAUUGUUUUGUUGGUAAAAUUAAUCAGCAAAAUGGGACAUCUCAAUUGGUUUUAUGUUGUGCUAAUUAUGUCGUUGUUUCAUAAUCAAUGGUAGCACUACUAGUCUAGAUGGACAAGGUGCUGCUUUUAUGUGUUUUACAAUGUUUAUAAUUCACUAGAAUUUGUUUCAUAUGCUGAAUUAUUCAAGAAAAAUAUUUGUGAUCUGUAUAUCCAGUAACACGAUAAUGAAAUGUUCAGGGUAAGUUGCUCAAAUAAAAUUUUGAAUUUGUUUUA